This is a messenger RNA of Trichoderma virens Gv29-8, 1959 nucleotides long. RefSeq lists its product as uncharacterized. The record is from RefSeq and is a predicted model, not a curated record. The transcript has a single exon. NCBI's taxonomy places the organism in Eukaryota, Fungi, Ascomycota, Sordariomycetes, Hypocreales, Hypocreaceae. Bases 1 to 1959 code for a protein of 652 amino acids. Gene Ontology annotation, molecular function: protein binding.
AUGACCGCUACCGCCAAGCUGAACCUGGCCGCGCUGCAUUUGCACGAUCAGCCUAGACUGGAGGAUCUCUCUCCAGCAAUCUGGGCCAUUAUAUUCUCCCUGCUCGACUCGGCGCAAACAGUCGCACGCAUUGCGUCGACAUGCAAGAAGCUUCACACUGUGGCUCAGGCGCAGGGCUGGCCUUGUUUUGUCAGGAGCCGGUUUGCAAGCCUCGAACUUCCAAAGGGACUCAGCGAUAAGGAAUGGGCUGAGUUGGCCAAGAAGCUGACCUCUCAAUCGCGCGCCUGGGACCGCCGCGCUUUUUCCAUCACGUCAGUAGUGCCUCCCGUGCAACCCGGCGGAGACAGUAGACGUGGCCAGCCUGACCAAGGACGGGGACGAGGACGCGGGCGAGGACGUGGGCGAGGACGCGGGCGAGGUCGCGGUGGCGGUGGUCACUCGAGGAUGCAGACGUUCCCGGCACACGUCGUUGUCGACGCGAGCUCCAAGGUUCAUGGGCAAAAUGAAGAGGAGACAGUUGCUUGGGGCCUCGGCGAGGAUAUCAUCAUUCGAUCGCGAAAGUUAAAGAACGCUACCCUUCAAGGUGAAACAUGGAUCUCGCUGCCAGGAGCCGAGGCUGGAUUUAGGAGUGGCGACGACGAUGUGACGGCUGUUUCGAUUCUGCCCGACACUGCGCCCCAGCCUGGGCUCCUUGUUGGCCGAGCGAGCGGUUAUUUACAACUAACGUCGACAGAACGCAACGACGUGGGACGGCUCCUUGCUUGGUUCCAUCCGAUAAAUACGGGGGUAGACCAACACAACAUACAGCACGUUGAAGUCAAUAAAUCACAAGAUGCCAUGGUCGUUACCACCAAGGAAAACGUCUUAUUCUACCCUUUAGUACCUAAUAAAUGGCCAGCUGUGGAUAUAGCUAAUGGUACGCCGGAUAUUGUCGUUCAGCCUACAGAAGCCUUUAGCGUUAGGAAUAUGCCUGACUCUCAGGACUUUAGAUUCUUGCGCGAGGCAAAGUAUAUGGGCAACGGAGAUAUCGUCUUGUGCAUGGCUGCCAGCACAGAGCCCCUGCGCUUUCUGACAAGGACACCCUCGGGCACGGUGUUGAUCAACGCGGCCAAAUUGCAGCCCUCGCAACGCUGCACCGAGGCGCAUAUCUAUGACGGCAAGCAUCCGCAAACUGCUCGGAGCGUGCUGCCGGUGAACACAAAUUCAAUUAUUGGUGGCUCUGGCAACACCGUCUUAAGCUCCUAUGAUGAUGGAACCGUCCGGCUGCAGGAUCUUCGGAGCCAUUCCCCCAUUGCCGCAAUCUUCCAAGAUCAUUUUGAGAUGACAGCCCCCCUCGGCCCUCUUCUGUCGUAUGGAAUGGAUAGAUUUAUUGUUGGAAGCGCCCGCCUGCCUAUUCUGAAAAUAUUUGACAUGCGAUGGACAAGGCCCUAUUCCUACAUAGACGCCCUCAAUUGCAGCAAAACCGAGCUCGGUCCAACACCAAAGACGCUUACUGGAAUCCCAGCCCCAAGGUCUUCCGAUUACGCAAAGUGCUGCCACCUCUCGGGAUACCAGUGUAACCUUCACUCCCUAGCUCGGACCGACUUUUACAGGCCAAACUGCAACUUAUACCUCCCCGUCGUGUAUCCCGCGGUGACGCCGCUGUAUUCGCUUGCCAAAUCGUCCGACACUGCGUCGAACGUCUACGCGGGCGUAACCGGCGAGCUAUUAAAAAUAAGCUUAAGAGAUACUGCAGUUGAUGAGCGGGAGGAUUUCUGCAUGGAGCGGAUGGGGGACAAGAAUCGCUGCGGCUAUACCUUUCACAGGAGCCUAGCCAACCUGGUGGAAACGGGCGAUGGAAUUGCGCUGAGCGACAUUUCCAAAAGCAAACGCCUUCCGCUUCUUUUCAAGCAGAAUCCUGAGCUGUUGUCUGCCGCUGAUACAGGGGAGCUCCGCCGGCUCGACCACGCUUUGAGGUAG